Molecule: messenger RNA, 2866 nt
Organism: Austrofundulus limnaeus
Lineage: Eukaryota; Metazoa; Chordata; Actinopteri; Cyprinodontiformes; Rivulidae
Exons: 5
Coding region: 157-1020 (287 amino acids)
Biological process (GO): macroautophagy
Cellular component (GO): phagophore assembly site
Molecular function (GO): ubiquitin binding
Source: RefSeq, a predicted model, not a curated record
UCCCACAGCUUCCUCCUCCUCUCCUCCACAGUCGUGUCACGUGACAUGCGCACUCGGUUCUGUUAUCGAGUUUUGUUAUGACAAGUCUGGGCCUCGGUGUAAAUUAGUAGUCCGCCCCCCCUCCCGUGUGUGUGUCUCUGCCAGAUCAAAUCCGUCAUGGAGGGCAUGGACCUGGACCUGGACGUGGACCAGGAACUCAUGCAGAAAUUCAGCUGCAUGGGCACAACAGACAAAGACAUUUUAAUAUCGGAUUUCCAGAGGCUCCUCGGGUUUCAGCUAAACCCCGCCGGAUGCGCCUUCUUUCUGGACAUGACGAACUGGAAUUUACAAGCUGCCAUCGGCGCUUACUAUGACUUUGAGAGUCCCAACAUCAGUGCACCGUGCAUGUCGUUCGUGAAAGACGUGACGAUCGGUGAGGGUGAAUCUGUCCCACCUGACACACCGUUCACAAAGACCUGGAGGAUACAGAACACAGGCUCAGAAUCGUGGCCUCCUGGUGUUUCUUUGAAGUACGUGGGCGGAGAUCAGUUUGGUCAUGUAAACAUGGUGAUGGUACGCGCUUUAGACCCCCAGGAAAUGACUGAUGUCAGCGUGCAGAUGCACAGCCCCGUGUCUCCCGGCAUGUACCAGGGCCAGUGGAGAAUGUGCACGGCUACGGGACUUUUCUACGGAGAUGUCAUUUGGGUGAUCCUGAGCGUGGAGGUCGGCGGUCUACUCGGCGUCACGCAGCAGCUUUCCUCUUUCCAGGCCGAGUUCAACACGCAGCCCCAUCGGAGCCUGGAGGGAGACUACAACCCCUUCGCGUCGCCUGUGAAGAGCAAGUGCCCGAACAGCAACAACAACCACGUCCACAGCGACAGCAGCAACAGAGUCACGGAGGGAAGCCCACACCAGCUGCAGCAAGACCAGAACGGACUUUCACACAGCUCUGUGGAGAUAGUAGCAAACCGUCUUCAAGGCAGUCUAUCAGUAGUCUCGUGUAACCAGAUACAGGAGGCUUCACCUUUUGGGAACUCUUAAUCAUGGGACUUGUCAGUGUUUAGGCAGCAUUAAAUCGUACCUCUGGAAUCUGUCACACCACUAAGAAAAAAACAAACAAACAAGAAGCUUUAUCAUGGUGGAGUGAGGAGAUCAAAAACACUUUAUGCAAAAUCCAGUUACACUUUAAGACUCCAGAGGCCAACGCUCCUGAUGUGCAGCUGAACCAACAUCCCACUGAAUGCAUGGGUGAAUGCUAAGUUAAAACGAAAACGAGUGCUGCGAUUCUUCUGAGUGAAUAUGUUUAUUUUUCUUCUUCUUUUCUUCAGAUUUUUCUUGUUUUUUUGUUGCAAAGGUGCACAUGGAAACGUGCUGACAGGAGAGAGUGUUUGAGAAUAGUUUUUUUUUGUGUGUGUGUGUAGAUGCGUGUGCACUGUGCAACAUGGGGAAAACAAGACUUUUGGAGUUAAAGCCAUUCGUUUUGCCAACUGAUUCUCCAGUUUCUGCUCCGUUGAAUCAAUUUGUGCACUCUCUUGGGUUCUUCAGCACCAAAUCUUAAUUGGAAGAUCGUCACUGAAAAAUGUCGUCUUUUUUUAUUUUAUUUUUUUAAUCCAAAUACGGCAUUUUAAAAAGAAAACAGCUUUUAUUUUUUUUUAUCACAAUUCCCUAAAAUUUCUCCCUAAAUUUACAGCACAGAAGCAAAGUGUGGCAUCACCAGCACAAGGAAGAUAAAAGGGAUCAAAACAGUACAAGUAGGUUUAAUUGGAAUUAUUUUACAGAAAAAAAAACCAAGGUUGAGUUUUUUCACAUUAUUAGAUAUAUUGCUAUUGCUUUGAUGGUACAUACAGAUAGCACUGUACAACAGUGGUGUCUGUUUAAAGUUCUUGUUUGGAUUGACAUUUAUUUUCAGUUUCAGUCCUUAAAUUACUCAGCUAGUGUUGUGAGUUCAUGUUUAACCGUCUCAUUCACGUGUCGAGCCUUUCUCCAUGAAACACACCAAUCAGCAUGUACCGUUAAAAAAAGCAGGUUUGAUUUAAAAACACUUCAGAAGAGGAGCCUCUGAAUGCUUGAUGAUGCUCAACGUAUGACAGAUAGAGAUUUAUUGUUAUUGAAUGAAAUUUAAUACCAUAAAAUAAAAUAUUUAAGAAACCGAGACGCGAUCGACACAAACAUCGGUGUUAUUUUACGUUACAGAAAUAAAAUGAUUUUAGUCGUUUUGCGUUGAAAUUGACUUGUUUUUAAAAUGAAGCUUUUCAUUUGAAUGUGUCUCAUGAAUGUAGAGGAGAAAUAAAAUGUUUUGUUUAUUCAAAGAAAUCAUAUCAAUUUUAACAGAGCUGGCUGUUAAAUUGUGUUCAAAGAGUUCUGUAUUUACAGGUUUGAUCAUGUCAAAGUUUUUAUGUACCCAUUAGGAACUACAUCGCUGCAUAUUUACUGACUGGCUAAUGUAUGCACUGAGUCGUAUUCCUCCAUGACAAAAUGCUCCGCUUCAGUUCCUCCUCCACAAGGCCUGAGAAGGUUUUUAAUGGACCACGUCAGUGACGACACAGAGGAUCCAGUAAUCCCAGGAGUGCUGAGCUACAAAAUCACACCAGCCAGUAAAGAAAAAAAAAAAAACACUCUGAGGCUCACGUGUUGAACGAUAGAAGACAUUAUCUGUUAAAAACUACACGAUUCAUGUUUGUCCCUGCUGUUCGUUACGGUCCGUUUGUGUGGUUUCCUUUGUGUAGUGUGUGACGUUUCCACUGGUCAGACCACAGGGUGAAUCAGUUGGCAUCAGCCUCACAGCAGCACGUGUGUGUGUGUGUGCAAGUGAGGAAGUGCAGACCGAUGAAAGUUCAUUUCUUAUGUGUGAUGAAUGUUUGUAAGAUUAAAUUAUCACUGAAAGCUA